UUUGUGCCACACUACCGCAGGAAGAAGAAGUGCAGGAAGAAGUAGAAGAAUCGAACCCUCGGUUUUCUGGCUCGAAGCUUUAUCGGAGCUUUAUCGAAGCGUUUGUCCCCGGAUAGAUUUGACUGGCGUCAUGAAUAUUGAAGACAGCGCACCCAUCUAUGAAAGCGCUCAAGACAACAAUCUUCGUCAGAGGCUGGUGGCUUCCAACGAUCAGCUCGAAGGCGAUGGAAGGAGACCGCGUCAUCAUAAACAUUUUCUGAAGCGAUUUCGACGAUCCAAGCUGCAAUUAGUUUGCGCCACGACUUCCGUCUUCCUGGUGGUGAGUGCGGCAGCAGUCUUGGCCGUCAUUAUAGUACGACACAACGGACUCGGAAGAAAUUCUUCAAGAGACACUCGAUCUCGUGGUCGAAGAGCCCUCGAUGAGAAUGACACGUGCCCUGAAGACGUUUUUGCCCCUGCUGUCGGCCCCUUCGAGGUGCGUACGAACUCUAUAGUGAAGAUGGUACUUCAAGGAAUCAACACCAGACGCUUACAGAAACAUUUAAGGUUUCUAACAGCUAGACCUCACCUGUCCGGGACUAAGGACAGCGAGGACACUGUUGCCAAUUACAUAUACGAAAAACUCAAGGAAAAUGGUCUCGAUGCCUACGAAAAGAUUCCGUAUAAAAUUCUGCACCAGUAUCCAGUUCCGGAGGAGCCCAACAGGGUUCUCCUGGUAGACGCGAGCGGAGCUGUGCUGCUAGAGGCCAAGCUGAAAGAAGGCGAAAUUCCUGGUGUGCGAACUUCUUCCGUACCAGGGUACAUCGCCUUUUCCGCGAAAGGAACAGCAGAGGGGGAACUUAUAUACGUGAACCACGGUACCCAGAAGGACUUCGAUAAACUGAAGGCGAACGAUGUCGACACUUUCAACCGCAUAUGUAUCUGUCGAUUAGGAGGGGACCAUUUGCGAACUGCAGUCCGUAACUGCCAGGAGAACGGCGGCGUCGGUGUCCUCUUCUUUCCCGACCCUGCAGACGUCUCACCUCUUGGCCCAGAGGAGGUGUACCCAAGAUCGGCGUUCGUUGGAGGUACUGCGCUACAAAGGGGAAGUUUAUUUACGUACGGCGAUCCAGAGACACCAGGGUACCCGUCAGUUGACGAGGCACUAAGGGUCGAAAGGCUUCCAGGGUUGCCAAAGAUUCCCGCCCAGGUAAUCGGAUACGACGAUGCUGAAAAACUCCUGCGCCUUCUGGAUGGCAAAGAAAUUUUUCCUCACGGAGGAUUCCAGUUUCCCUACAGGACGGGACCUUUCAGCAAACAAAAUAAGGAAAAACUCGUACGUGUCAUUGUGAACAGCGAAAUGAAGCGGAAGACCUGCUACAAUAUCAUCGGGGCCAUCAAAGGACGCGAGCAACCAGAUCGUUAUGCCUUGACGGGAAACCACCACGAUGCUUGGGCGUACGGCGCCGCGGAGCCGUCUUCAGGAACCGCGGCUUUGCUGGAAGUCUCUCGGAUCCUGGGUGGGUUGAGGCGUAACGGAUGGCGACCGCGACGGACUAUAGUGUUCGCCUUCUGGGCUGCUCACGAGGUGGCUCUAGCUGGCUCCCAAGAAUGGUUGGAGGAUAAAUUCCUGUUAUUGAAUAAGGGUGCCGUCGGAUACGCGAAUGUUGGGAGCUGCGUGUCAGGACCUACGUUUGCUGCUAGCGCGUCGCCUACUUUACGAAAUAUCCUCUACAGCGCCACCAAAGUGGUCCCAUACGGCAAAAAAUCGCUGUACGAAGCUUGGUUCGAAUACAUGUUCAAUAGGACAGCCAAAAAAGAACCUCCCGUCAAGUUACCUCGUGGCAUCGCAGACACGUCACCCUUCAACUUCUACGCUGGAAUUCCAGCUGUGGAUAUCACAUUCCGACCAGAUAAGAAGGGCGUAGGCAGUAUCCCCUACCCAGCCUUCCACACGGCUUAUGACAACAUACACUUGCUGGAGACGUACUUGGACCCCAACCUAACGAUCACGAAGCAUUGCGCUCAGCUGGACGGAGUCUUGACGCUCAUUCUAGCAGAGUCGGAUAUCUUGCCCUACGAUUUCAUAGCAUUGGGUCGGGAACUUCAGAAGGCAGUGGACAGGCUAAAAGAGCACCAACGGGACAUCGUCGACAGCAAGGCUAAUAUCAAGUGGCUGAGAAAAGAGAUCGCACAAUUCAAUUUGGAGGCUAAGAAGUGGCAUCAGUGGCUGAAAAAGGCAAAAGACGGGAUGGAGUUAACAACUCGACGAGCCAUCAACGAUCGGAUGCUUUUAAUAGAACGGGCAUUCAUCAAACUUCCUGGCUUUCCCGACAGACCCACUGUCAGGAACCUGGUGUUCUCACCACGGCGUAGAGAUCCCUUAAACGUGGUGCCGUUCCCCACUGUCGAGGAUGCAGUGCAUUCUACGUACCUGACACAGGAAGGUUCAACCGGUCGACAUGAGGCACACGAAGCCAUCAGACGUGCUGUCAACGAUGUAGCACUGGCAACACGUUCGGCGAGACUUCUGCUCAACCCAGACUUUGUUAUAUAAUCGAUGUUCCUCGAUACAGUACGACUCAUAAAAAGUCCCUUCGUUGUAACGUA
Ornithodoros turicata is the source of this 2589-nucleotide messenger RNA. Its product is annotated as aminopeptidase NAALADL1-like. The record is from RefSeq and is a predicted model, not a curated record. Lineage: Eukaryota; Metazoa; Arthropoda; Arachnida; Ixodida; Argasidae. The coding region runs from base 131 to 2536 and encodes 801 amino acids. The transcript has 19 exons. Gene Ontology annotation, molecular function: carboxypeptidase activity.